CAUGAUGAUAGCACAAACGAAAGAAUCACAAAUUGCCAAAUUAAUAACGUAUACAUUGGGAGUAGAGUGUAAACUUCUGGUUGUUCUAGCGGCAAUAAUCGUAAUAAUGUUACCAAAAGUACCAAAGAUUGUUACGAAACCUAACAAUGUUUGUAGUAUAAUAUGUAUCACAUCGGGUACGUUAUCAAUCGUUGUAGCGAGCGAUGGUACGUUUUUUGUCAAUAAUUUACCAUCGGGAUCCUAUGUUGUUGAAGUUAUUCACCCUGACUACGCUUUCGAACCAGUACGGGUUGAUAUUAAUGCGAAAGGAAAACAUAGAGCUAGAAGAUUGAAUAAUGUCAAGUUGAAUGAUAUAUCGACGAUUAAAUAUCCACUCAAAUUGAAAGCAAAAGGAAAAGCACCAUACUUUCAACAAAGAGAAAAAUGGAGCGUCUCCGAUUUACUAUUCAAUCCUAUGGUUUUGAUGAUGGUUUUGCCUUUACUGAUGGUUAUGGUUUUACCAAAGCUAAUGAAUGCCCAAGAUCCCGAAACGCAAAAGGAAAUGCAAUCGCAAAUGAAUAUGUUGACGGCGCCAAAAAGUAACUUCGACUUGAGUGAAACUCUUACUGGGUUCUUCGGAGGCAAUGCUAAACCUCAGCAAAAACAAAAGAAACGGUAG
Dimorphilus gyrociliatus is the source of this 658-nucleotide messenger RNA. Lineage: Eukaryota; Metazoa; Annelida; Polychaeta; Dinophilidae. The record is from the annotation of a GenBank genome assembly.